CCCUCUGCUGGGUUCCGGGAUGGAGCGGGCACCGGGAUCGGGGUCGGGAUCGGGAUCGGGAUCGGGAUCGGGAUCGGGAUCGGGGUCGGGACCGGGGCGCUGGGCCGCCACCGCCUGCGUGGUGACCGGCGCUUCCCGCGGCUUCGGCCGCAGCCUGGCGCGGCUGCUGGCGCCGCAGCUCGGGCCCGGCUCGGCGCUGCUGCUGCUGGCGCGCUCCGCGGAUGCGCUGGCCGAGCUGGCGACCGAGCUGCGCGCCGGGGCCACCGGCAAUGCCACCGGGAGCGGCACUGGGAGCGGCCCCGGCAGCAGCGAGCUGCGGGUGCAGUGCGUGCCCGCUGACCUGGGCUGCGAGGAGGGGCUGCGGAGGGCGAGCGCUGCCCUGCGGGAGCUGCUGCAGGACGCGUCCUUCGGCCGCCUGCUCCUGGUCAACAACGCCGGCUCCUUGGGAGACAUCUCCAAAUCCUUCCUGGAGCUCACCGACCUGGAGGAGAUCAACACCUACUUCUCCUUCAACAUCAGCUCUGCACUGUGCCUGACCUCCACAGCCCUGAGGGCCUUUGGGGCACGGCCUGGCAGCAGCAGGACCGUGGUGAACAUCUCAUCCCUGUGUGCCCAGGAGCCCUUCCCCAGCUGGGCCCUGUACUGCUCUGGGAAGGCUGCCAGGGAUAUGAUGUUCCGUGUGCUGGCCCUGGAGGAGCCCGGGGUCCGUGUGCUCAACUAUGCCCCAGGGCCCCUGGACACGGACAUGCAGCUCCUGGCCCGGACCAGGACUGGGGACCCUGGGCUGCGCCAGCACUUCCAGAGGCUGCAGGAGCAGGGGCAGCUGAUCCAGAGCUCUGUGUCAGCCCAGAAGCUGCUCCAGCUCCUGCAGGAGGAUUCCUUUCCCUCUGGAGCACACGUGGAUUUCUUUGACAUCUGAGACCCUCCACUUUUGCCUGCCUGCUUUGCUUCCAGCUGAGCCUUUCCCUGGUGCCUCCAGCAGGACCUUGUUCAAAUCCUGAGAUCUGGGAAGCUUUAAGGGCAUCUCUGUGUUCCUUGUGGUGCCCUUUCCUGGCUCUGUGUGCCUUGUGGUGCCCUUUCCUGGCUCUGUGUUCCCUGUGGUGCCCUUUCCUGGCUCUGUGUGCCUUGUGGGGCUGGGCAGCAGCUCCUGCUGCUGAGCCCUCGCUGGCAGGGCUGCAGUCCCUCACUCCCAGGGAUUUGGGAUUUGUCCCCAUGGAAUCACCCUGGAGGCUCAAAGUCAGGAGUUUGUGGGAGCCAGAGGCACACGAGGGCUGUGCCAGCCCCAUGGAAGGCUCAGCAGGAGCUGUGCCCCCCUGUGUGUCCCCUUUGUCCCCAAGGAGCCAUUCCUGGGCUGGGGGUGUCCCCUGUGGUGGUGUUUGAGGGUCCCCAGGAUGGGGUGAGAGAUGAGAAUUUGACUCCAUUUUCAGAAGGCUGAUUUGUUAUUUUAUGAUAUGAUAUUAUAUUAAAAGAAAAUGAUAUUCUAAAGAAAAGAGAGACAUCAGAACGGUAGAAAGGAAUGAAUAAUAAAAUCUUGUGGCUGACCAGAGAGUCUGACACAGCUGGGCUGGGAUUGGCCAUUAAUUAAAAACAAUCCACAUGGAACCAAUCCAAGAUGCACCUGUGGGUGAGCAACCUCCAGCCCACAUUCCAGGCAAUCGGAUAAUUCUUGUUCCCAUUCCGUUUCUGAGGCCUCUCAGCUUCUCAGCAGGAAAAUCCUGGCGCAGGGGUUUGGCAGGAGCUGUGGCAGAGCCCGUCCCCGGAGCCCCGGCUCUGUCCCCGCUCCCCGGGGCUCCGGCAGGGCUGGGCUGGGCUGGAUCCUGGUUCGGCAGCAGCGAAGCCUCUCCCGGUGCUUUUCCCACCAGCACCAGUAACCACCAGGAGAGGGAGCAGCCUCGGAGGAAUUGGGAAUUUUGGGAGCCUGGUGGGGCCACCGGCUCACAGAACCUGAGCAGAGACAGCCCUGAGUUCCUGCCCUGCUCCCCUUGCAGGUUUUGGGUCCAAGCCUUGCUUUGGGGAUUCAGCCCCUUCCUUUUGACUAUUUGUGGCGUUUUCUGGUCAUUUUUCCUUCAGAUCCCAGCAGGCACAGCCACACAGAGACUUUUCUGGAAAGCUGAUGCAGAAAAGUUGUUCUGAAGCCCUGAAAUGUGUCCUGGAAAUGCCCAGGGCCCCUCUGUGCCCCCUGCACCCCAACCCUGCAGCUCCGAUUUUGUCCCCCUGGCUCUCAAGAAGGAAAAUUCUAAAAUCAUUAAAAUGAUGAAGCCUG
Molecule: messenger RNA, 2263 nt
Organism: Haemorhous mexicanus (house finch)
Lineage: Eukaryota; Metazoa; Chordata; Aves; Passeriformes; Fringillidae
Gene: SPR
Product: sepiapterin reductase
Exons: 3
Coding region: 20-919 (299 amino acids)
Biological process (GO): tetrahydrobiopterin biosynthetic process
Molecular function (GO): sepiapterin reductase (NADP+) activity
Source: RefSeq, a predicted model, not a curated record